Messenger RNA from Etheostoma spectabile (orangethroat darter), 5104 nucleotides. RefSeq names its product Ro60, Y RNA binding protein (gene ro60). The transcript is spliced from 9 exons. NCBI's taxonomy places the organism in Eukaryota, Metazoa, Chordata, Actinopteri, Perciformes, Percidae. The record is from RefSeq and is a predicted model, not a curated record. Gene Ontology annotation, molecular function: RNA binding. Gene Ontology annotation, cellular component: ribonucleoprotein complex. Bases 423 to 1880 code for a protein of 485 amino acids.
GUGUGUACAAGAGGCCCAAUCAUAUAGCCAAUUGAAAUGAAACUGACAUAGAAAGCCUACCAGAAACAAAUCCCCAAAAAUCACAAAUGUUCGAUGGACCUCCGCUUCUGCUCGAUGGUGGGAUGGCACUCGGUAUCCCAGCUUCCAUCGCGGUACCGCCCCUGAUUAUCUCCCUAGUCGGUCAGAGGGGAGGCCUCUUUUCAUCUUGCUACAUCAAAAAACUUUACCACUCCACACAUAUUUUGUGACUUUCUCUAGAGUUACAAUGGAGCCUUCCGUAAGUACUCCAAGCAACCACACCCUUGAACGCAACUGGUGAUGGCUGUCCCUGGGAGGUCAGUGACAAGGCCAGACUGUGCCGCUUCCUCUGCUAUGGCUCGGAGGGAGACUUAUACACUGCCAGAGCGGAGGGCCAUGUCAGCAUGGAGAGCGCCGGAGCUCUGCUGUCCCUGCUGCAGCAGAGCCGAGGUGUCGAGGUGGUGGAGGAGAUAAAAAGGUUCACUCAGGAUGGGAGAGCUGUCCGACUCGGCCCCUCCUAUUUUGCCUUGGCUUUGUGCUCCCAGCACUCGGAGCUAAAGACCAGACAGGCAGCGUUUAAAGCCCUGAAGGAAGUUUGUCAGGACCCUGCCCACCUGUUUUCUUUCAUAAAUAACAAGAAGGAACUGAAAGAGGGGAUGAAGUGUGGUAUUUGGGGACGUGCCCUGAGGAGAGCAGUGUCUGAUUGGUACAAUGAGCAAGACGCCAUGAGUCUGGCUGUGGCUGUGACCAAGUGUAAACAGAGAGAGGGAUGGUCACACCAGGAUCUGCUUAGGCUCUCACACACUAAACCAGCUAAUGAAGCAAUUGCCUUGAUCUGCAAAUAUGUAACAAAAGGAUGGAAAGAAGUCCAGCUUGCUUACGCUGACAAAGAGAACUCAGACGAGGUUGUCAAAGUGCUUUCGUAUCUCGAAGUGGUGGAGAAGGUCAAGCACAGUUGUGAUGAAACAGAGGUCAUCAAUUUAAUAGAGGAACACAAACUGGAGAGGGAACAGCUGCUGACAGACCAUCUGAAGUCCAAACAGGUAUGGAGAGCUUUGUUAAAGGAAAUGCCUCUCCAUUCAGUGCUAAAGAUCUUGGGUAAGAUGACAUCAAAAAACAUUCUUGAACCAGGAAGUUCAGAAACACAAGCUGUGUGUGACAGAAUCCAGAGCACGACAGCCCUGGCGAAGGCGAAGAUCCACCCUUUCAACAUACUUUUGUUUUCUGAAAACUACAAAAGAGGCCAAGGCUAUCAGGGUAAAACAAAAUGGGAACCAGUCAGCAGCAUCCUCCAAGCAAUGGACUCUGCCUUUUACAAGAGUUUUAUGAAUGUGGAGCCUGUGGGUAAACGCAUCGUAGUGGCAGUAGACGUGAGUACAUCACUGAGCAGCAUUGUCCCAGGGACAUCGAUCAGCACUGCUGUCGCCGCUGCAGCUAUUGCCAUGAUUUUUGCAAGGACAGAGGCAGACACACAUGUGCUGGCCUACUCCGAAGGAGCUUUGGUUCCAUGCUCUGUCUGUGCUGACAUGACUCUCGCACAAGCAACAUUUGAGCUGGUUAAGAUCCCGGGUGGCAGCACAGACUGCACCCUUCCCAUCACAUGGGCCACAGAGAAUGGGAAAGCUGUAGAUGUGUUCAUCAUUCUGACCAACAACCCGCUGUGUACGUUCACUGCCAGCCCAGUGGAGUCUCUGAAGAAGCACAGACAAAAAUCCGGAGCCAAUUCCAAAUUGGUGGUGUGUGGGCUGACUUCCAUUGGACACGCCAUAGCAGACACAGAAGACAGGGGUUUACUGAGCAUCUGUGGCUUCGACCUUGGAGCUUUGACCGUUAUUCGUGACCUGGCCCAGGAUCUGAUCUGAUAAAAAAAUUGGGAUUGUCUCUAAAUCGUCUUAUUGGAGCACAAAAGGAAGCAUGUAGAGUGCCCUAAAAAUCCAAAAGAUAUUGGCAAUUACAAUUCCUAAUUCUCUUUUUGUCUUUUGUUGCUUACAAGUCAAUAGACAAAUUGUCCAGCGGGCUGGACAACACUCAGCAAAUUUUAUGUGCAUAUAUAUUUUUCAGAAAUUUGAAAAUGUAUUGAUAAGCUAUGAUGUGUCAUUGCAUGUCAUACCGUCAAGAGUGUAAGUGCAAACAGCGCUCUGUACGUCAAGUGCUGUGAUGGUUCUUGGUGAGACACUAACUCAUUGAACAAUGAAUUCCACUCAUUUAUAGCAAGAUGUAACAGUGUAAGAGUCAAAACGUUUGAGGCUUAGUGCAACUGUAGGUUUAUUUUAAGGUGAUUCACUACUGUCUCAGUAUGUAUGGUAUGAUUUGAGCAGAUUUGAUAUGUUUAAAUUUAAAAGCCUGUCCCUCCAUAUUAUGUAGCAUCAUUACAAAUAACUACUUGUGUACUGUAAAAGAAAGGAGUUGAAAACUAAAGCACCACAAGUUGAAAUGUAUUCUAUUGACUUAUUUGUUCAGAAAAUGUUUUUUUUUUUUUUUAAAGAAAGAUGUCUAGAAUUCAACACAACACAACUCUCGCCUGUAGUCUAGGUACAAUUUGUAGUUGUUAUAUUAACAUUUGUUUUCCCUUAAAGUGCUCAGAUUAUGCUUUUUGGCUUUUCCCCUCACCUUUAUUGUGUUAUGUAUCUUUUAAGUGCCUGUUAUAGGUUUACAAAGUGAAAAUGCCCAAAGUCCACCCCAAAGGGUCUUACCAUCUUCCAGAGAAAACACUGUUCACAAACUGCUUCAAACAGCUCUAUUGUAGUCCAGCUUUUACUUCUCUGUUAGUGCAUCACUUUGUAACACACGUUAUAAUGCUCAACAAUGUGCUAGCAUAGCAAGCCCUCAUACACUGGUUCUGACUGGCUAAUAGUCCUUACCUAGCUACUGCGCAUGUGCGAUUCCCAACAAAGAUGGAAUAGAAGUGUGAUGCCUCACUCUGUAGCUAAAGCAGAGAGCUCAACCACUUCAGAAAAUAUAAGUCUCUCUUAGUACCACCAUCGUAGCCCACAUUAAAAUAGAGUAGCAAACACUUACCCUACAAUAUUUAUUGUUUACAGCCAUAGCUACGCUGUAUUUCCUCUGUGCCGCUUCAACUGAAUCCAAAUUUGAGGCAACCCAGGUCGUAAUUUCUUAUCUUUUUUCAUAAUUUACUACUAGCAGGUGCUGUUGCUGAAGUAGCGACUAGCACUUGUGCUCGUCUACUAUACUUUUAGCAGGUCUACUCAAAAUAUUCUCCUCCUCAUCAUUCUGGUAGUUCCUGUUUUGAGCUGUGAUUGCAGUGUAUUUAAACCACUUAUGUAACAACUAUGUAGCAAGCUGAUAUUUAAAGAACAAAUAUUACACUUAAAUGCUUAUUUUUAAUUAUUUACAAAUGUUGUCAUGUCAACUUUAUUGUCAAUUUUGCAAUAUGUGCCGGACAUACAAAGCAAUUGAAAAUAGGUUUCUCUCCAACCCACGUACAACAAGUAUCAUGUAAAGAUAAAUAUAUUAUAUAUUAAUAUAUAUAUAUAUAUAUAUAUAUAUAUAUAUAUAUAUAUAUACAUAUAAGUUUUAAAAAGAUAAGUAAUAAAUACAAAUAAAAUUGUUAAAAAAGCAAUAUAAUUUAAAAAGGUAAUAUGUAUAAUACAGUAAUAUAUUCUAAAUAGUGCAAAUUAUUAUUGGAAAUGUAUUUCUAUGGUAUGUUUUUCAAAUUUAUAUAUUUCAUUUUUUUAAACAAUAUGAGAUUCCAUCCGUGUACCACUAGAGGGAGCUGGCAUACCACCAGUGGUACUGCUAUAAAGAAUACACUAGGUGCUGUUAAAUGUGAUGAUACAUUUUUGGAGGGGGGGGGGGGGGGUGUUAUAUGGGAUUUUCUUUUGUGACACAAUAAUGCCAAUGUUUGGGACUGUAAGUCAGUUUAAUGUAAAUUGGGGAAAUUUACUUAUUCCCAUAUUUUAUUAGGACUUCUAUGCUAAUCGUAUAGCUAUUUAACGUGGGUUUAACAGGACGGAAUCUGCCAGCACGGUAUUAUUUCUGUACUUUUGAUUCAAGAAUGUUCAUUAUGCAAAAACUAGUCUGUAACCACGAAGUUACACUUCCGGGAUUCCUCUGGUGCAAGAGAAAAUUUCACCGGAUGCAUGUCUUUUCGCCAAUGUCCGUUUCCCACCCCAUUCUUUUAAUUAUUUUUAAACUCCGGUGGAUCUAUGAGGACUAUGGUUACCUACUCAAAAGAUCUCUGCAGGGUAAAUCCAGACAGCUAGCUAGACUAUCCGUCCCCCCUGAGGUUUCUCUCGCAUGUGUAAAACAACUUUUGAACAUACAGUACACAUUCCACCAAUACAAAUUCCUUCCCGAGGCCUUUUUGCAGCGGCUCCGUGCGGCGUUUAGCGCCACCCAUGACAAUUGUGAUUGGUUUAAAGAAAUGCCAAUAAACCUGAGCAUGUUUUUCUUACAUCCCUGAAUGCUGUGUGGACUAGCCAGACCCUGCUCCGCAGCGCUUGUGAGGGAAGGUUUGGCAAAGCAAGACUAUGCAAAAACUAACAUAACUAUUACUUUCCUGGAAUAAAAUCAGUUCAAUGUAAUUUUGUAAAACAUGUCACUGUAGAGAUUUUAAAGUGCAAUGAUUUCUUCAAACAAAGACUAAACCCGCUGCUUACAGUGUUUUAGCGUUUGGGGCCAAACCGUUUUGGGAAAAUGCAAGCGGAAAACUACAGUGGUGCUUAUGUUUUAGUCAACAGUAAUUGUAAUUACUGACAACAUUCACAUAACUUGUUAAUUCAUUCAACUCAUUAAUUCACUCUAUAUAACGAGGAAUACAUACCUGACCAUGUUGCUGUGAAGGAUAUUUGUCCACAUGCUGAUACUGUCAUUUUCAAUGUUAAGACAAUGUCCACUUUUUGAUCAAAGGUAAAAAACCUAUUUAACUAAAAUAUUAGUAUUACCUGAUUGUUUGUAGUCUGACACAAGAGAUAAUUAUUAUGAUGUAUGGUAGUUUACAAGUGUUUUACCACCAUGGUUAACUUAUUUUCCUUCAUAUUGUCUGUUGCAUCCAUUGUGCUUAACAUGUAAGUACUUAUUAUAGUGGCAAUGUAAACCCCUAAUAAACACUUUGCUCCUCCUCAAA